AUGUCUGACUCAAAAAAGCAAGCCGUCAUUUGCGUAUUCUGUGGCUCCGUUUCAGGGAACAGCCCAGUGCAUAUGCAAGCUGCGCGCAGCCUCGCUGAAGAAUUACAUAAGAACAAUGUUCAGCUAGUUUACGGUGGUGGAACAACAGGACUGAUGGGAGAAGUCGCCCGAGUCCUAGUUUCCCUCUCAGGCCCCAAGGCUGUCCACGGCAUCAUUCCUCGCGCACUCGUCAAGGUUGCAACAGUAAGCGGCAUGCGCGAGCACCAAGGCAAUGGUGACUCCAAGGCCGCUGGUAAAGUCGCCGAGCGGGUCGUUGAUGCAGUUGAGGCAGAGGGGAUUCCCGAAUCCGAGUACGGCAUCACAACCAUCGUGCCUGAUAUGCAUACUCGAAAGCGUCUCAUGGCUACAAAAGUUCUUGAAGGUGGUCCUGGAUCUGGAUUCGUCUCCCUGGCAGGUGGUUUUGGGACUAUCGAGGAGGUUAUGGAGAUGACGACCUGGAAUCAGCUUGGCAUUCACAAAGUCGGAGUCGUUUUACUGAACAUCAACGGGUAUUGGGACGGCUUGCUUGCCUGGGUUCGCAAUGCUGUCAAAGAGGGAUAUAUCAGUGCUGCGAAUGGGGAGAUUUUGGUCGAGGCCAAGGAGGUGAGCGAGGUGUGGCCCAAGUUGUUGACCUACCAGGCCAGCACCGGGCAGAUGCAACUUGAUUGGGGCCAGGAGUAA
Penicillium brevicompactum is the source of this 720-nucleotide messenger RNA. Its product is annotated as LOG family protein. The coding region runs from base 1 to 720 and encodes 239 amino acids. NCBI's taxonomy places the organism in Eukaryota, Fungi, Ascomycota, Eurotiomycetes, Eurotiales, Aspergillaceae. The transcript is spliced from 2 exons. Gene Ontology annotation, molecular function: hydrolase activity, hydrolyzing N-glycosyl compounds. The record is from RefSeq and is a predicted model, not a curated record. Gene Ontology annotation, cellular component: cytosol. Gene Ontology annotation, biological process: cytokinin biosynthetic process.